Molecule: messenger RNA, 258 nt
Organism: Sclerotinia sclerotiorum 1980 UF-70
Lineage: Eukaryota; Fungi; Ascomycota; Leotiomycetes; Helotiales; Sclerotiniaceae
Exons: 2
Coding region: 1-258 (85 amino acids)
Source: RefSeq, a predicted model, not a curated record
AUGAAACAGGUAGUUCGCAAAGAGAACCAGGUUGUGUCACUUCUAGGAGAAUUUGUCGUCGAGCUACACGUCCACCGCCGGUACCCUUCUUCUCGGAGGCCCCUCAUCAAGCGCUCGUUUGACAUGCGUAUCCACAUAAGUGUAAACCACGUUGACAUCACUCUUCCAGCUUUUGUCGAAGGAAUAAAGGAACUAGAGCUUUCCUGCUAUUCGUCGUUUGCUCACACCCGCAAGAGAGUCAUUGAAGGCUUUAAGUAA